AAUGAAAACAAACAAAAAACGAAGAGAUCAGUGUAAUAUAUUUCAAUCAACCUAAACCGUCGCUUAAGUAUUUAUAUAAGUUUGCACCGUUAAUCUCUAACAACUCAGUGGCACAGUGGUUGAGCGCCCGCUUUGCAUUUUGGCGGUUGGGGUUCGAAUCCCACCUGCGUCAUAUACAUUUUUUGAAUUGCUUUUUCUUACAUUUUUAAGUCUAAUUUCAUGCUGUUUAAGUAAUUUCUUGAUUUAUUUUAAAUAUUUUUUCAAUUACAAUAUGUUUGUAUUUUUCAGUAUGAAGUUCCACAACUGUGUUGUGUGCAACACACGUACGAAACCAAAAAACAGAAGACCGGUUAACAAAUCCAUAAAGAAGUAUCUGUUGAAAAAGUUUUUCAUUAACGCUGAUGAGAGGUCAAUUAUAUGUAAUAAAUGCAGACAUAACUAUUAUAUAGCUGAGACGCAGCGUAGUUCAACAUACAGUUCAACAGAAGCAAGUGAUCCGGACUUUCAUCCGCCAGCCUCUAAAGGGAAUUCUUCAUAUCUCAGCCCUCCGUCUGUUUCACUGAAAAUACCGUGCACUACAAAGACUCAUGCCAAAUGUUUCUUGUGUAAGAGACCGGGACCUAAACUCAUCGUUGUACCCUCCGAGACAAGAGUGACGGUAUUUAUAAAAUUCAAUAUACUGAUACCAUCCGGAUCACGCUGCUGUCCUGUACAUAUAUAUAAUGAGCAGAUUUCAGAGGAGUCCCUUAUAAACGUUCUAACCACAGACACAGUCUUUAUGACCAGAACAAAUAUCUUAGAGUUGAUCGGGGCUAUAAGAAAGGAAUGCAUCAGAACAAAUGAAAGGCUUAAUUUUGACAACUUGAGAGAAGCAGAUUAUAAAGAACUGACUGGACUUAAGCAGACAGACUUUGAAGACCUCUUCCUUAGUAUAGAAGAGCAUAUUCGGAGCUCACCCGUACGUAGUCCGAGAACUACAGUUGGACUGUUCCUGUUGAAAUUAAAGUCUGGCAUAUCAAACAAACUUCUUUCAACAAUUUUAGGUAUAACGCCGUCAAGUGUCCGAAGAGCAAUUUCAAGUGUAAGACGUGCAUUAAUGCAGCAUUUUGUUCCGGCGAACUUGGGUCUUGCACAUAUAUCUAGGCAAGAAAUUAUUGACAAACACACAAGACCUCUUGCUCAGUCACUGUUUGGUACAGAUGAGUCGGGUGACAGUCAGCCAAAGAUGAUGCUUGUUUUAGAUGGAACGUAUGUUUACAUACAAAAAAGUACAAACUUUCAAUUUCAAAGACGGUCAUUUAGCAUGCACAAGGGCAGACCCUUAGUAAAACCAAUGGUAGUUGUAACAACCAGUGGGUACUUUGUCACCAUAAUCGGACCCUACCUGGCAGAUGGAAGAAACAGUGACGCACGUAUAUUAACUCACAUGAUGCAGACAAAUGUCGAAGAAAUAAAAAGCUUUGUAGCUGAAAAUGACGUUUUUAUUGUUGACAGAGGUUUUCGGGAUUCCUUAGCUAUGCUGGAAGAUAUGGGAAUACAUGCCGAAAUGCCUGCAUUCAUGCAAAAAGGACAGAAACAAAUGACAACAGAAGAUGCUAACACUAGCAGACUAGUCACGAAGGUCAGAUGGGUAGUAGAAUCUGCUAACGCCAGGAUCAAGCGUUGGAAGUACUUAGAUCAUGUUUUACCAACAACGCAGGUUCCAUUCAUCGGGGAUUUCGUAAGAAUAGUAUGCGCGAUAUCCAACAAAUACUUUCCUCCAUUGAGCGCGACGAAAAACAACGACGACGACACCGCACUUGGAAGGAAAAUGUUAGAUUUGUCAAAGUGUAAUAACGACCUUAAAACUUACAUUGAAAAUCACUGUUUAGAACGAAAAUCAGCCUGUUGGAAGUCCGCUGAAUUAGAUGUUGAAUUUCCGCGCUUAGACGAAAUUCAGUUGAGAGAAUUAACAUGUGGUACUUACCAACUUAAAAUGUCAGCUGGUUAUAUGCAAGAGCAUAUUGACGGAAACUCAGACAUUUAUGUACAUAGAGAAGACAAUACUCUUUUAAGGGUCAAAAUUCAAAGCAGACACGUGUCAUCUAAGGUUUACACACUUUGGAUUCGUCAUAACGCGACUGAAGUUGUUUCAUGGUAUUGCAAGUGUCGCGCUGGUAGUCGAGUUGUCGGGGUGUGUGCUCACGUGGCUGCCAUUUUAUGGUUUCUUGGCUAUGCAAGACACACAGGGAAAGAAAUGUAUGGCACGCGCAACUGGGGUGAUUAUGUUUUAGACGCAGGAAACAUACCCCAAACUGUUGACAGUUCGGAUACAGAGAGUGAGUGAAAAUGUAGCAGCUGAAUCGUUACAUUAACAUAGUUUUUAAAGCAGUAUAGUUGGCCUCUGAAAAAGUAUCUUGAAGAGUAUUUUUACAUUUGAUAGUAAAACAUAUUUUGUAAAAACAUGUUUAGAGCUAUUCUGAUGUUAUAAAUCUAUAGUUAUUAUGCCGAUUUGCUGAAUUCAUAAUAUCAUAAUAAUUUAUCAAUUAUUCAUGAUUAUACUUCAUAAAAACCGGAGUUUGAUAUUUGAAAAGAAGAAAAAAAAAUCAGUAGAUUAAUAUCUGAUGUUAUUUAUUAUUUAUUUUGCAGUUCUUCAAGCGAAUAAAAUGUUACAAGUCAAAAAUAUAUUAAUUUCUAAUAAUAUAUAUACGAUAGUUAUAAGUUUAAUAUUGUUUUGCAUAAUUUGACAUUUGUAUCCAUCUGUCUACAGAUAAGAAUUGAAAGAUGUGCACAGCUACAAUUAAAAUGACUUUGUAUUUAAGGAAAUAGGUCAUAUGGUCAUAGAUGAUACGAAUGUAAUAUAUAAAUUACUAUGACGGUGUAAUUUUUUUUAAUAUAUAGUGAAAAUACGAUCAUUAUAUUUUCAUAUUUGUGCGAGAUUAAAAUUUCUGCACCCACAGUUCUUCUUUACUUCUUAGUUUUGUGUACUACUCUCCACGACCGUUUCUUGAGUUACAAACUCGCUUAAGCGAGGGAUUGUGAUGGUCAUAGUCUAAUUUCCCCCUCUCCCCCACCCCCAUGCGGGGUAAAGAGUAUCGCGCUUUAAGGCUACACUUGGUUUCUGUCAAAAACAUGCAAACUAUUGCUGACUAAAAUAUGUUGACAUAAAAUCCAAUUAAUAAAUCAAAAACAAAACACACACACAAAAACGAUGGUUAUUACCUUACCAAAAUGUAAGUUAUUGUUUAUCUGUUACUAAAUUAUGCUCGAGUCAUUUAGUGAAGAAACACGUGUAUCUAAUGGUCGAUAAAUACACUAGUCGGCACCUCCUUUGAUAUAAACAUCAAAGUAAUAUCAAAGGUAGCAGUCGGAAAGUUGAUUCAAAUGCAUCGUACAUGUACAAUGUGUAUAACCGCGGGAAUAUCAAAAUGUAAGUUAAACUGGUUGAUCAAACUUUGAAAUAGUAUUUUGGCGAAAUAAAAUAUGAAGAUGGAUGUCGAAUUUUUUUCACGUAUGUUUCUACAUUCGUUUAGUGAAAUAAUGAAUGCAAAGAAGUAUUAAAACCAUAUACAAGAUUACUUUUAGAAGCAAAACAAUGCAAAUACAUGUCUCUGUCGGCAUUUAUAGACAAAGGUGAAUAUCAUUUACAUUUUGUUCUCAGUAUAAUUUGAUGAAACGGCAUCCUAUCUUAACCUUAUUUAAAUGAAAUGUUAUCAUAUCGCAUACUUGUAUUCAUAUGGUUACACAUCAUUCAUGACGGAGCGAAAAUAAAAUCAACGCGAUUUACGUUGUGGCAACGUCACGACGUCGCAAGAAAACCGGUUUUUUUUUGUUAUUACAUAGUCGUGCAAAAUGUACUAUUUUUUCUUAAUUGUCAUUUUAAAACAAUAAAAAACUUUAUUUUCGGUCUAGGGAGAUACUGGAUUGUCAACUCAAAAAAAAUUAGAAAAAAAUAAUGAU
Mercenaria mercenaria is the source of this 3939-nucleotide messenger RNA. RefSeq lists its product as uncharacterized. Lineage: Eukaryota; Metazoa; Mollusca; Bivalvia; Venerida; Veneridae. Bases 272 to 2326 code for a protein of 684 amino acids. The transcript has 2 exons. Gene Ontology annotation, molecular function: zinc ion binding. The record is from RefSeq and is a predicted model, not a curated record.